GAGUAUCACAACCUCCGCGCCACUGCCUUCAACCGCAAUGUUGAAGAGUUGAGUAAGCGGGCUGCCGACUUGACGGAGAGUCGGAGGGCCAACGCUACUCUUCAGGAGCAGCUGGGUGAAGUUAACCCUGCCUUGCGCGUCAAGGAGGAGGAGUGCAACAAACUCGCUGCGGAGCGCGAUCUGCUUACUGCGCAGCUGGCCAAGCAGAAGGAGCUGCUCAAGAAGGCGCAGGACGAGGCCGAGAAGAAGGAGGCUGCUCUCCUGGCCGAGUUCGAGAGCGAGCGCUCAUCCUGGACCGACAGGGAGGCGAUGCUGACUUCCGGCUUCCACGAGAUUGAGGAUAUCGUCGAUGACUUCUUCCCUGGCCACUCGCAGGCAGUCCCUCUGGCUAUCGAGGCUGAUCGUGAGGCGCGAAGGGCAAACGGUGAGGUGAUUGCCGCCAACGCUCCCUUGACCGUUGAUGAGCAGCUUCUGAGCAUCGAGGCUCGUCUUCGUCCGGCCCACCGACGGAUGCGCCGGCUUCAGCGUGUCGGCGCCCAGGCGGUUGCCGCUUUGUGGCCAGACAUGCCGGCUCUGCGCACCGCCAGUCGGUCCGCCGACUGGCUGGAAGUCGCCGUCGGCCGUGUUGAAGCUUGGAAGGGUUCCUCGGCCCGGGCCGGAGCGCGCUGGGCCUUGGAGUUCGUCAAGGCGUGGUAUUCGGGGCUGGACCUGGACCGUCUGGCCGCAUUCCGGUCAGAGGCCCAGGCAGAGCUGGAGGCUGUGGAGGGCGCCCUUGUCGAGCAUGCGACGGCCAUCGCCGAGUACAUAGACACCAGUGGCUUCAUCCCCGAGCGGGCUGAAGGCGGCGAGGAAGUGCCGCCGGAGUGGUUUGGGAUGAACCCGGAAUAUGGCGAGGACUCGGCGGAGGUGAUUGACUCCAGCACCGAGGAAGAAGGCAAGGCGGAGGACGAAGGCGAGACGGAGGUGCCAGAAGGUGGAGCGGGCGACCAGCCUCAGCUCGACCGCGCCUCUAGCAACGAGCCGCGUUCGACCGGGCCAACUGCCGCUGGCGGCGAUCAAGCCGAGACUGCCCAGCCGACUGCCCCGGCGCCUGACACCGCCGUCUCCUCCGACCCUCCGAACCCGUCUGCUGCUCCUUAGGCUGCCUUCUGGCUUUAUUUAUCUAUUCUAGAAGGUCUUUGAUGAAUUUGUUAAUUUGCACAAUUUCACCCUUAGGGUGUAUGUUAAACUUCUGUCUGAAGAUUCGGCCAAUGGGCCUAUGCUUAUGUAAAUAUUAAUCCGAGUCCUAUUUUUCCUUGCUCA
Molecule: messenger RNA, 1302 nt
Organism: Triticum aestivum (bread wheat)
Lineage: Eukaryota; Viridiplantae; Streptophyta; Magnoliopsida; Poales; Poaceae
Source: RefSeq, a predicted model, not a curated record